UAGUUUUGGCGUUGAAAGGAUUUCUUGUGGAAGCGUUGAGAACAGUAGUACGGCUGUCAGAGAGAAGAGAGUGAGGUGGUGGCUUGAACUCUAUAUACAAAAAUUAGGUGUCGGAUUACUUCCAGACAUCUUAUCGGUGAUGUGGCAACAAUUCUACGAAGAAAUAAAACCAUUCAUGUAACAACAACAAACUUUAACCGCUGCAAAAAGUUGAAAUAUUCCAAUUGAUUCGUGUGACCUGCAAAUACAGAUCAAAACAUUAUUUGGAAUUUUUUGGACUUUCAGGACAAUUUGGAACCAAAAUGCUUGCGUUUUUGGCUGUCUUGCUACUGGCCACUUGUGGCAUUGAUAUAGGGUCAUCGUCCGAAUUAAAACAUGAUUUAUUGGCGUUGACUGUGGCGACUGAAGAAACCGAUGGAUUUAAAAGGUUUAUGCGUUCAGCCAAAAAAUAUGAUCUUAAUGUAAAGGUUCUAGGUUUAGGGAAGCAAUGGAGAGGUGGAGAUAUAGCAAAUUAUGCUGGUGGAGGUCAAAAGGUCAAUAUAUUACGAGAAGGUUUGGAGGAGUUUAAGGAUCGUGAUGAUCUAAUCGUAAUGUUUGUAGACAGUUAUGAUCUGGUAUUUUCUGGGGAAAAGUCAGAGAUUUUAGAAAAAUUUGCCAAGUUUGACGCCCGUGUUGUGUUUUCUGCGGAAGGAUCAUGUUGGCCGGAUGGAUCAUUGAGUGAAAAAUAUCCACAAGUGAAAGCAACAGAGAAAAGAUAUUUAAAUUCUGGAGGUUUUAUUGGUUAUGUGAAAGAUAUUUACGAGAUUGUGUCUUAUAAACCAAUUCAAGAUAAUGAUGAUGACCAACUGUAUUAUACUAAAAUAUACUUAGAUGAAUCUUUACGGCAAAAGUGGAGUAUUAAAUUAGAUACCAAGUCAGAAAUAUUCCAAAAUUUAAACGGUGCUUUAGGUGAAACAACUUUAAAAUUUAAAGGAAGUAAAAGUUACAUGUAUAAUUUUAAAACUGGUUCUUCUCCUGUCAUUAUUCAUGGUAACGGACCCAUUAAGUCUGAGUUUAAUCGUUUGACUAACUACCUGGUUGAUAGUUGGACCGUUAAUAGUGGUUGUCAAGCUUGUGAAGAAGAUACUAUUAGUCUAGAGGGUGUACGGGAAGAUGACUACCCGACAGUUUUUCUUGGUGUUUUUGUUGAAAGUCCAACAGCCUUUUUACGAGAAUUUUUUGAAGAUCUUGCAGCAUUGGAGUACCCUAAAUCAAAGAUAGACAUAUUUCUUCAUAAUUCUGAAUCACAUCACAGAAAAGUAGUAAAUAAAUUUUUGGAUACUUAUAAAGGAAGAUACAGAUCAGUAAGUUAUAUAACACCAUUUGAAGAUGUAGACGAAUCUAUGGCUAGAAACCGGGCUAUUGAUGAAUGUAUUAAGAAGAAUUGUCAGUAUUUUUUCUCGGUGGACUCAUCGGCUCAUUUAUCCAAUCCUAAAACACUGAUUGAUCUCAUUCAACAAAACAGAUCUAUUAUUUCUCCUAUGAUGACUCGAGAUGGUAGGUUGUGGUCAAAUUUCUGGGGUGCGUUGAAUAAAGAUGGCUUCUAUGCUAGAUCAGAAGAUUAUAUUGAUAUUGCAGAGAGACGAAAAAUUGGUGUAUGGGUUGUACCAUUUAUCAGCACUGUUUACCUGAUCCAUGGUUAUAGACUUCCAGCCUUACGUAAUUCUAAUACUUCUCCAGAUAUGGAUGCUGAUAUGGCCUUCGCUCAAUACAUCAGAAAUAAGGGUAUAUUUAUGCAUAUUACAAAUCGUCAAAUGUUUGGUCAUCUUGUAAAUAGUGAUAAUUACGAUAUAGAACAUGUUACAGAUGAAUUAUUUCAAAUCUUCGACAAUCCUACGGAUUGGGAGAAGAGGUAUAUACAUGAAGAUUAUCACAAACAGUUAUUACCAGAUUCCGAAGCAGCACAGCCAUGUCCUGAUGUAUACUGGUUUCCUGUAACAACUCCUGAAUUCUGUCAAAACUUUAUUGACGAGAUGGAAAACUUUGGACAAUGGUCAAAUGGUAAAAAUGCUGAUCCUCGUAUAGCUGGUGGAUAUGAGAAUGUACCAACAGUAGAUAUACAUAUGAAACAAGUAGGCUAUGAAAGACAUUGGUUGUGGUUCUUAAAGAAAUAUGUUUCACCUUUACAAGAAAAAGUAUUUUUAGGAUAUAUACAUGAUCCACCACACGCCAUAAUGAAUUUUAUAGUAAGAUAUAAACCGGAUGAACAACCAUUGUUACGACCACAUCAUGAUUCCUCCACAUAUACUAUAAACUUGGCUUUAAAUACUCCUGGAGUUGACUUUGAGGGUGGUGGUUGUAAUUUCCUGCGCUACAAUUGUAGUGUAACCGCAUCACGUAAAGGAUGGUUGCUGAUGCAUCCUGGGAGAUUAACACAUUAUCAUGAAGGUUUACGAACAACAAAAGGAACACGAUAUAUUAUGAUCUCUUUUAUUGAUCCGUAAACAUUUUAUAAUAAAAAUCUAAAUCCGUGAGAACUUCCAUAUUUGGAGAGGAAAAAAAAUCAUUUUGGAUAAGGUGAACAUCUGAUAUAAUCUCAUUGAUCAUUUUGAGACCUGUAAAGUAUUUUACAAGUUAUUUUUAUAUUACAAUGAAAUCUAUGUAUAAUCACACCGAGGGCUGUAAUAUUCUACCAUUCUAGGACAUCGUCCGCAAAGCGAAUUUCAUCACUACAAAUAUUUUAAAGCAGUGUGCGUUACAAUCUCUGCCAUGCUGUGAUCAACACAAGAUAAUACCAAAGUAGAACGAUUAUUUUAUUCUAUUAACUAAUCCAAAAACAACGAUCAAGAAAUCCAAUUUAUAAUGUCUGCUUCUGUUGAUUGUCUGUUGCUUGCAGCAUGGCUGUUGCUGGUGGCAUGGCCGUUGCUUGUGGCAUGGCAUUGAAUAAUUAUUGACUCUAUCUGUUUUUCAUUUUUAAAAUUUAUAGCAAGGUUUUUCUAGAUGUUUUUUUUCUUGGUGAAAUUGUUUUUGUAUGAAUUCUAUGUAAAAUGUUAUGUUAAUAUGGUUAAAGAGCAUCAUGAUGUUUCAUGAGGGCUGGAAUAUUUUUAUUUAAAGCUGCUGAUCAAGGUUCGAAUUGUGCUGAAAUUUAUUUUGUGACAGUUUCUAUUCAUCAUAUAUUUGAAGAUACUGAAUUCAAUUUAACCAUUUGUGGCCUGAUUUAACAUUCACUUAUUAUAUUGAGUCUCAGUUCGUCAUAUCUUUGAAGCAGUGUUCCUAUUUCAAAAUUUUUCUUGUCAGACAUUUUUACCAAAAAUAAAGGGACAUAACUCUUAUAGUUAUUUAAGCAGACGGAUUCAGACCACUAUUAAAAAUCAUGUAUCAACAAAAUAUUCAAAUCUGUACUAAUGAAAUUAGGUGUACAUUAGUAUUUUCCAUAAGGGAUGAGUAGUAGUUAUACACUCAGUACAGUCAAUUAAUUUUGGAAUUUUGAAUAUUAUUCACCAUAUCUUGAUGUCCGAUUAGGCAUAUUCCUGGUCAGACAUAGUACAUAUCUGGGAUAUACAGGCAAAAUAGCAUCAAUACUUUGAAGAUACUGAAUGAAAUUUAACUGUUUGUCGACUAAUAUCACUUUUAGAGAUGUAACUUUCACAAUAUUGUAAUUUGCAAGCGAUUCCAAAUCCUUCAAAAGACAAUCAGUGGCUUUAAAACAUAUAUAGCUUACUAAUUGAAUUGUUUUUCAUGGCAUUUAGUAAUUGAACUGGAAUAUAAUGUCACAAUUCUAUUACUCAGUAAUAAGCAGUAAUUGUAUUCCAUAGAACAGUGACCAGUAUAUGCUUAUUAAUUAGUUAAUACUAUAUGGAUUUAGAUUUGUUGUUGAAUCCAGCGUUAAUGUAAUUUGCUUCUGUAUAUCGUAAAUAAAUUAAUGUAAACCAUAUGGGCUAUGGUGAAUUAAGAUAUAUUGUUACGCUUUAAAAUAUAAUCUUUAGCUUUAAAGUUGGUAUAUUGAAUCUCCAUUUUAUUUUAUUUUACACAUUGAGAUUAUUUUUAUCAUUUAUUAAAAUGUCACAAAUAUUAUUUGUAAAUGUCUUUAAGAUACAGAUGUGACUUCAUCCUCUGAUGUUGACCGGUACCCUUAUUUUAAAAAAUGGUACGGGCAACGUGCCCAGCAUCUAUUAUAUAUACAAGAUGGCAGAAAUAGUGGUCUUGUGGGAUGAUUUCAUAGAAAUGCGUAUUCAAGCUAGUUUAACUGUAUUUUAAGUUGUUUAAAGGUCUCGAGCGAGACAUUAAGUAAUGUGUUGAUACAGCACUCGAGUUGACGCCCUCGUGCUGUAUCAAUAUAAUACUUAAGGUUUCUCUCUCAACUUAGUUCAAUGUAAAUAAUUGUAUGUAGAUGUAAGGAUGAUCAUGUAUAAUGCUGUGGAUGAGAUAUCAGAAUUCCAACUCACCAAAAAUAUUAACAUGUUUAAUGGAUGGGAUAUCUGAAUUCCAACUCACCAAAAAUAUUAACAUGUUUAAUGGAUGGGAUAUCAGAAUUCCAACUCACCAAAAAUAUUAACAUGUUUAAUGGAUGGGAUAUCAGAAUUCCAACUCACCAAAAAUAUUAACAUGUUUAAUGGAUGGGAUAUCUGAAUUCCAACUCACCAACUCUGAUUUCUGAAUGGCCCAAAAUACUUUCUCAACAUUAUGAAAUUUCAUUUUAUAGGCACAUACCUGUAAAAUAACAUGUUUAGUCUAUAAAAACCUCGUGGUCACGGAUCUGGGGUUGUGACCCGACUAAUAAGUGUGUUUAUUCACUAUGGUCAAAUUGAGAACAUUUACCUGUACAUUUACAUAUAGGGUUAGAUGGUUAGUCGAAUAAAAAUAGUAAGUGUGCUUUUCACUUUGGCCUGUCUACGAUAUCACCCUUGGUGGUAGUGGACGUAAAACUCCAAGAACGAAUGAAUAUUCACUUGGGUACAAUUAAGAACAUUUAAAUAUUGGAAUCUCUCUCUUUUACGUCUUCAUACACUACAUAUUUUGUUUGUUUUGUCAACGACUUUUUAAGCGACAACCUGAAUGUAUAAUAUAAUGAACAAAAAGAGUAGAACAAAACCCAUAUUCAAGUCUCUGUGCAUUUGUUGUCUAUUUUAUUACUAUCAGUAUUAUAAGAAAUAGAUAUCCAAGUAUGUUGGAUCAGUUUUCUGUAGAACUUAACGCAGCUAAACCUCUUUGAUUUAGUUCAAAUUAAAGCGUUGAAUUUGGUUAAUUUGAUGUGUUAUUAUGUUAAAAUGUAUGGUAUAUGUAUAACUCAAUAUUGAAUACCUAUAAUAUUAUGUGAAAAAAAUCCAUGGUAUAUGUAUAACUCAAUAUUGAAUACCUAUAAUAUAAUGUGAAAAAAAUCCAUCACACAUCAAAAUAUGUAUUUAUUUUCUUGAUGUUGUCUUCGUUACACUGAGAAUCAUCCAGUAACAUAAAAUAUUUUAUAAUUAAAGGAAAUACCAAUUGUACAUAUAUAAAUCUCGGCCCAGCGGCUUUAAAUGAAUAUUUACUAAUAAAGCGAUAAAUAUAUCGAUACCGUCCACAAACUGUGAUUGUGAAUAAUUGAAUAUAUACUUGCACUAAUUAGGUAUUUUAUUUAAUUUUUUUUUUUAAGUUAAAAAAAAAGAAAAAGGUUGAAUAAUUUAGUCAGUAAAUAUCUGAAAUAGGUUCAGUUGGCCAAUUUUGAACUUCUUUCCCCUAUUGAGCUUUAAUUCAAUUUAAAUGUUAAAAAAGGAAAAGAAUUGGUUUAAUUUCAAGAUAAUUUGGUAAAUCGAAUUAUCAUCACAGUUAUAACCACUGUAAGUUUAUGUCAAUGUGUGCAUUUAAGAAUUUUUUAUGCAUCCUCCAAAAUCUGUUUUUUUUUAAAAAAUAGGUAAUGGCCAUUAUGUCGGAGGAUACAGUAUCCCAUUUAAACAUUUGGUAUCUUGUUUACAUAUUCCCCAGUUAAUUUCUAGUCAUAUGAACUGUGCAAAUUUAUGUCAUUAUCAGAUAUUACUGUAGAUUAAGACAAUGCAGAUCAUCGUAAAUAGAUUAUCAAUCUUUAUUUGGACUUUUGGUCACUCCUCUUAACUGGACUCUGGGUCAGUCCUCUUAUUUGGACUCUGGGUCAGUCCUAUUUAUUGGAAUCUGGGUCAGUCCUAUUUAUUGGAAUCUGGGUCAGUCCUCUUGAUAUGAUACUCGGUUGUCUUUAUUGGUCAACUUAACGAUACAAUUUUAGUUGGUUUGAAAAUCACAUUUAGCCAUGAAAAUAAAAUAAACAUCGCCAUUGAAUGUAAUUAAAGAACUUGUUUAAAAAAACAUUUUAAAAUCUUUUACAAAAGGAGUCCAUUUUCUUUGAAAUACCCAAGAUGAAGUGAUUUAGUUACAUUUUUAUUUGUAAAAUGAAUCAGGGAUAUUAAAAGCAAUAAGGAAAGAUUUCGAAUGGUACCUUUUACAAAGAUUUCUUUAAUUUCAAAUGUUUUGUAUUUAAGAGUGUGUGAGAAGUUAUUUUUGUAAAUAAUAUAUAAAUAACACUCUCUCUUAUUGGCUGAUUUAGGGUUUUUAGAUCGCUUGUCUUUCCAAGUAAUAAUAGACUCUUAACAGAGCUGUGCUUGUCUUCCAUAUUGGUAUCAUGUAUAGUAUUAUUAUAACGAAUAAAACAUUAUAUUCAUUUAAAA
Patella vulgata (common limpet) is the source of this 6653-nucleotide messenger RNA. Its product is annotated as multifunctional procollagen lysine hydroxylase and glycosyltransferase LH3. The transcript is spliced from 20 exons. Gene Ontology annotation, cellular component: endoplasmic reticulum. Bases 303 to 2483 code for a protein of 726 amino acids. Gene Ontology annotation, biological process: peptidyl-lysine hydroxylation. Gene Ontology annotation, molecular function: L-ascorbic acid binding; iron ion binding; procollagen-lysine 5-dioxygenase activity. The record is from RefSeq and is a predicted model, not a curated record. Lineage: Eukaryota; Metazoa; Mollusca; Gastropoda; Patellidae.